AUGCAAUUCACCGCCGCUUUCUUCGUCCUGGCCAUUACCCAAUGCAUCUCCGCCAUUAGCCUUCACCCAAGGCAGGAAGGUGGCUGUGUGGCUACUGAGUUCAGUGGCCCCGUCCACUGCUGCCCAGCUGUUCCCGACCUGAUCCAGCCGCCAUGCCAGUCCAUCUACACUUCUUGCGAGGGCGCGACCUGCAGCCCCGGUACCGAAUGGACAAUCACCUGUGCUGGUGACGACCACUGCUGCCCUACCGCCAACGGCGCUCACUGCCAGCCCUCCGGCGAGCUCUGCGGGAUUCUCAACUGA
Molecule: messenger RNA, 303 nt
Organism: Pleurotus ostreatus (oyster mushroom)
Lineage: Eukaryota; Fungi; Basidiomycota; Agaricomycetes; Agaricales; Pleurotaceae
Exons: 6
Coding region: 1-303 (100 amino acids)
Source: RefSeq, a predicted model, not a curated record